Molecule: messenger RNA, 1475 nt
Organism: Oryza brachyantha (malo sina)
Lineage: Eukaryota; Viridiplantae; Streptophyta; Magnoliopsida; Poales; Poaceae
Exons: 7
Coding region: 232-1302 (356 amino acids)
Cellular component (GO): membrane; cytoplasm
Source: RefSeq, a predicted model, not a curated record
AUCCCAGCGAGAGUCGGCCGAGUUGGACUGGACGCGAGAUUCUCCGGCGAGCGCGCGCGCACACACGACACGAUCCCGCGGCGCGCUCGCGUCCACGCCCUCUCGCCACACAUCCACAGGCGACGCCGCGGUUAAAAAACCCUCCGCUUCCGCCACGCUCUGCGGUGUUGCCUGUGUUGGUGGUGGUGGUGGUAGGCUAGGAGGAGGAGGAGGAGGAGGAGGAGAGUGGUGAUGGCGGCGAUGGCGGCGGCCGUGGCCGCGUCCCCCUCCCCCGCCGCCGCCUCCGGCCGGCUCCUCCGCGGCGGCCACCCGCUCCCCUCCUCGUCGCUGCUCCGCCUGACGCGGUCGUCGAGGCGGCUACGGCUGCUGCCGCCGGCGCGCGUCGCGGCGGCGGAGGAGGCGGACGUGCUCCCGGGGCCUGGGGCCGAGGGGGAGAUGGCGGCGGGGAGGCUGGAGGAGCAGCCCGAGGGGGCGAUCGGGGGGAGCCAGCUCGACAUCGGGGGGCUCGCCUUCCAGGGGGACAUGGGGGGAGGGUUCGCCGGCGGGAGCGGCGGGACCGGGGCCGGCGGCGGGGACGGCAACAAGAUGCUGGACCGCGGCAUCAACACCGCCAUCGUGCUCGGCGCCAGCACCUACGCGCUCACCAAGCUCCUCACCGUCGACCACGACUACUGGCAUGGGUGGACGAUCUUCGAGAUCCUGCGGUACAUGCCGGAGCACAACUGGUCGGCGUACGAGGAGGCACUCAAGACCAACCCGGUGCUCGCCAAGAUGAUGAUUAGUGGCGUCGUCUACUCCCUCGGCGACUGGAUUGCACAGUGCUACGAAGGCAAGCCGAUCUUUGAGUUCGACCGUGCUCGGAUGUUCCGGUCCGGCCUCGUAGGGUUCACGCUUCACGGCUCCCUUUCGCAUUACUACUACCAUUUCUGUGAGGCACUGUUCCCGUUCAAGGAUUGGUGGGUUGUUCCCGCAAAGGUUGCGUUCGAUCAGACGGCCUGGUCUGCGAUGUGGAACAGUAUCUACUUUGUGGUAUUGGGGUUCCUUCGUUUUGAAUCACCGUCCACUACUUUCAGUGAGCUCAAAUCCACGUUUUGGCCCAUGCUUACUGCUGGGUGGAAGUUAUGGCCUUUUGCGCACUUAGUUACAUAUGGUCUAAUUCCUGUUGAACAAAGACUUCUGUGGGUUGACUGCGUGGAGUUAAUCUGGGUUACAAUACUGUCAACUUACUCCAAUGAGAAAUCUGAAGCAAGGAACUCUGAGGAUGCUUCCACAGCAAAUGCUUCCAAUGACAAUUCAAGAUAGCGAUCAGUACAGCCAGCCAAGCUUCUCUUCACCUUGGUCCCUUUGGGCUUGUAUAUAUUGUACAAUUCGUAGCUGCAGCUCUGCAGGUGUAACAUUUUGGCAAAGAUACAUGAAACAUAUAAGCUGUGCAGCAAAUGCCAAAGGCAAUCAAAACGAAAUUACCUACACAGGAU